Messenger RNA from Adineta ricciae, 1521 nucleotides. The record is from the annotation of a GenBank genome assembly. Lineage: Eukaryota; Metazoa; Rotifera; Eurotatoria; Adinetida; Adinetidae.
AUGUAUUUUGUUAUUUCCUUAUCGUACGUUAAAACUCGCACCAAGGACACGAGAAACAACAAGAGCAAAGAACACAUACUUUGUUUAGAUGAAAUGUUGAGUUCGAGAAAACUCGCACUGGUCAUUGGAAAUAACAGUUAUGAAGUCGGGAAGAAACUUAAUUGUUGUCUGAAUGAUGCAUUAGAUAUCGGGAAUGUUUUGGAAAAAUUCGAUUUUCAGGUGACUGUCGGUGUUGAUUUACCAUACGUGAAAAUGGUGCAAAAGGUUCUUCAAUUCCAACGACAAGUUCAAAAAAAUGACCUACUUCUCAUCUUCUAUUCUGGACACGGUGCUCAAUGGGAAGAUCAACAUUAUCUAAUUGGUAUUGAUAACAAAUGUCUUUCCGACGACUUCGAAAUGUAUCCACAUUAUGCCAUUAGUAUUCAGUCAACGCUCGAAUCGAUGAUGAAACGACAACCGUGUACGAUUAUUCUUCUUCUCGAUUGCUGUCGGAAUAAUUUAAAUCUCGAAGAUCAAGUGUCUAACACGAAAAAUGUUUCCCAAGAGAAUGUCACGGAUGUGAAUUUAACAUCAAUGAAAAGCAUUCCGAAUACUUUAAUCGUUUUCGCUUGUGGAUCCAACGAAGUUACAUUAGAAAAUUCGAAGAAUGCUCGAAAUAGUUUGUUUACUUAUCAUUUACUCAAACAUAUUAUCGAGCCGAAUUUAAAUGUUGAAGAAGUCAUGAGUCGAGUAUGUCAUGGAAUCUACGAAGAUACCAAUGGGCAAUCGUGUUCGUAUAGAUUAAGUUCGUUACGAACAUCGAACGUUUUUUUCCACACGUCAUCGAAAGAUAUGCCAUUAUAUGUUCCUUUACCUUCGUGUCAUGAGAACAAAAAACUCGAAGAAGAAAUCGAGAAGUGUAAUUUUCAAUCAAUAGUCGAUUUAGAUCAUUGGAAUUUAACUGACAAUGAUAUGGAAAUUGUUGUUGCACAAGCGAUUAUUAAAAAACAAUGCCGAAGACUUUAUUUACAAAACAAUAACAUUACGUCGUACGGAGCAUUGAGAAUUGCUGUUGCUUUAGAAAAUAAUAUAACAUUGAAUACAUUAAACUUGAAUAAUAAUCAUUUGUCGGAUGUUGGUGUGAGAUAUUUAGCAGAAAAGAUUUCAUCGAGUCAAUCGAUUCUUCAAUAUCUCGAUCUUGGUUCAAAUGAAAUUACGGAUCUCGGUGUUCAACAUAUAAUUGAAAUAAUAAAACGGACUCGAACGUUGACUUUUCUCGGAUUAGCAUGUAAUGAUAUUGGAAAUCAAGGAAUGCAAUUGUUGAUUAAUGUGAUUCUACAAGAAAAUAGUCAAAUUGAAGAGUUAUGUGUAAAUGGAAAUCGGUUAAUUGAUGAUCUGUGUGUGGAUCCGAUUGUACAAAUGUUAAAAAGCAAUCGAUCAUUGCGACGAUUUCGAAUUCAUAAUUGUAAUCUAUCAAAGAAAUUCAAAAGGAAACUUCGACGAGCUAUCCGAUGGAAAUUUUUCCUAUCUGUUCAUGCAUAA